UACGUUUAUUUUCAGAGCUCUAAAUGUUAGGGCUAAGCAUUAUGCAAAACAGGCUUUAUGGACCUUGAACCCAACUUAAGGUUUUAAUGAAAAUUAAGGAUUUACAAAAAAAAAGAAAAAGACGAAAGUUCUACUAGUUUGUUCACUGUUUAUGUACGCCCACCAUUAUCAUAGUAGGCCCAUUUAAGCACUUCAAUUAGCAUCAUUCAAAUCCUUGUUUGUUUUUUAAAUAAUCUUUUAAAUAUUUUGAAAGUUAUAAAAAAGAGGUAAUUUUUCUCACUUUCUUGGUUAACGUGGACCGUCCACACCGACCAUUAAUUGGUUGGCGAAACACAAUGUGUUUGGACAUGUACUAUAUGUUUUUAUAACCUUUCAAGAAAAAACACAAAACCUUGUUCCGAUCAAUGUUUAUGGUUUAACGGGAAACUAGUGCUAAGUAUCAUUAAAUUAACUUAUAAUUAAAAAUAGACAUAAAACAAGUAGUUGAGGGAGUGGUGAUAAACUCAAAACACUAUAAAUAGAGUGUGGUUGAGCUGUGUAACUCAUCAAUCCUCACAACUUACAAAGCAAAGUAUUUUUCGCAAUCAAAAGUGUGUGUUUACGUAGUUUUUUGGUGUUAGCUAGUUACUUGUUUUAAGAGAUGCGGGAUCAUCCUCGUUCAAGUGAGCAACAAGAAGCUGAUGAUGCAGCUUCCAAAGGUUGUGGAAUGUUUGACUUUCUCAAGAAGAAACCUGAAGAUGAGCAUGUCUAUGUGACUGACGCGACCAAGGAAAAAAAGGAAGAGGAGACACCUUCGCUUGCGGCAAGGCUUCACCGUUCUGGCAGCUCUUCGAGUGAUGAAGAAGUGGAUGAAAAUGGGGAAAAGAAGAAGAGGAAAGGAUUGAAGGAGAAGGUGUUUGGUCACAAGGAUGAAGAUCAUGUUUCUGAUGAUCAUCAAUAUACAACUGAGGAGAAGAAGGGCGUCACGGAGAAGAUCAUGUUAAAAGUUCAUGCAGGUAAAGGGACUCAUGAGCAAGCCAACAAGCAUGAGCAUGAAGAUGGGGAGAAGAAAGGGUUUAUGGAGAAGAUGAAGGAGAAGCUUCCUGCAGCUGGAGGUCAUCAUGACCAAGCCAACAAGCCUGAACCUCAGGAGGAUGGGAAAGAGAAAGGGUUUAUGGAAAAGAUCAAGGAGAAGCUUCCUGCACCUGGAGGUCAUCAUGACCAAGCCAACAAGCAUGAGCAUCAUGAGGAUGGGAAGGAGAAAGGGUUUAUGGACAAGAUUAAGGAGAAGAUUCCUGGAGGUCACAAUGGAAAGCCCGAAGUUGAGCCUCAUCAUGAAAAUGGUAAAGAGAAAGGGUUUAUGGAGAAGAUCAAGGAGAAGCUCCCUGGUCAUAUCAAGCAUGAUGACAGUGAUGAGCAGAAAAAGGAAACUUAGUCGUUCGUAAACCCUUUUUUUUUUACUUUCUUGAAUCAGCUUUCUGUUUUCAGCACUUGCUUCAUCAUCUUCUUGUACUGUGAUCACCUCAUCAUGUCAAUGAAAUGCCAACUUUCCCUUUGAAAACUCAUGAAUGCGUGACAUUUUGUUCUGUUCUCUUUGAAAGCUUUGUUUCAAUUUUGCUUUAAGAUACUUUUGACACAUAAGAUGAACAAGCUAUCUUCCUAUCUAGGCCUAAUCAGUUUAAGUUUGGACCCAAUAAAGGCCAACUUAAUCUCUAUAUGUUGCAUGAUUGACUGUCGAGACUUGAUUACAAGAUAAGUCAGAACAAAGUGUGAGAGAAGUGAGAACACAAACACGGUGACUGUGUAUGAUCAGGUUGAAAGAGAAAUGAGAAAGACGUCUCUCUCAACGGGAAGAAAAAGAAGAAGAUGUGACUUUUGUCAGUUUGCCUAACCGGUGUGUCCAAGACUGGCGGAAGAUCCGUCACCAGUUUCAACCAUAUUGUGCCGCCCACGAAGUUGUCCUGCGGCCAUGAACGGUGGUUGCGAAGCAGAGACCACCUCUGAAACCCUUGAUACGUCGAUCUGCUCAAAACCGCUCAGGUCCGAGAAAGCACACACCGCCACACCCCCAAGACGGCGAGGAAAAGCCAGACUGACGAGAAACACACGGCUGAGAACGGCCAUCUCACCGUAAAUCUGCCGACGCUGAGCUCUCCUCGACAAUCAGACAAACCUCCGCCCCGAUAGCUUACCAGCCACCGCCGUCAGUCUCCCAGUCGCCCUCAAACCGGAAGAGCACCGCCGUCGAUGAACGAGCCACCAGAGCAUCGAUCUCUCCUAGGGACCUCCACACCAGAGCAUCCAUCAGAUACUUCAAGAGGAGGGUGAGACAGCUCACAGCACAACGGACGACACCUCCUCCGUCUUAGUAGCUCAUUAUCCAGAGGGGAGGAGAACAGCAAUGAUUACUGGUGGGAACCAUAGAUCGAGCGCCUCCAAACCAUAGAUCCGGAUACAUUACCCCAACUAUUUUCUUUGUGCUGACAAGAUACCACCUCGCAUGGCAAUAUCUUUCCCAACUGCAAUGAUGAUCGGAUUAUGGUGAUGAACCAGAAAAGAACCAAACUUUUCAGAUAUUCUUGGAGUUUUAGAAGGAGAAAAGUGAUGUGUUUUGUUGGAGAGAAGAUCUCACAUCGGAUAUAUGAAAGGAACUUGAGUAAUAUAUAAGGGAUUUGGGCCAAUCCACUAAUUGCCAAUUGGUUUUAAGUUGGAAGCCCAUAUUAAACCCGAAUCUAACAUGGUAUCAGAGCCCAGAUCCUAAUAAGUUAAACCCCUAAUUAAUAUUAACCCUACCCGACCGAGUAUAUAGGUCGUAAUUGACUCGCUCGACCGAAUAUAACUGUCUUAAAAA
This is a messenger RNA of Brassica napus (rape), 2830 nucleotides long. Its product is annotated as dehydrin Xero 2-like. The transcript is spliced from 2 exons. Gene Ontology annotation, biological process: response to water. Lineage: Eukaryota; Viridiplantae; Streptophyta; Magnoliopsida; Brassicales; Brassicaceae. Gene Ontology annotation, cellular component: membrane. The record is from RefSeq and is a predicted model, not a curated record. The coding region runs from base 641 to 1414 and encodes 257 amino acids.